This is a messenger RNA of Fimicolochytrium jonesii, 1279 nucleotides long. RefSeq names its product NADP-dependent oxidoreductase domain-containing protein. Lineage: Eukaryota; Fungi; Chytridiomycota; Chytridiomycetes; Spizellomycetales; Powellomycetaceae. The coding region runs from base 73 to 1158 and encodes 361 amino acids. The transcript has a single exon. The record is from RefSeq and is a predicted model, not a curated record. Gene Ontology annotation, molecular function: oxidoreductase activity.
UCUCACUUCUCAUUUCUCUCAUUCAUCCACUCAACCUAACCCUCAUCCAUCCUCCAUAACUUCAUCCAAACCAUGCAACGCGCACCAGAACCCAAAACCCGUCUGGGCCACUACAAGGUCCUUGGGGCCCACGCCGGUGUCCGUGUCUCGCCCAUCUGCCUAGGCGCGAUGAACUUUGGCACCGAGUGGGAAGGCAUGCUCGGCAAAUGCGACAAAUUCGAGGCCUUCAAGAUCCUCGACACCUUUUACGAUGCGGGAGGUAACUUCAUUGACACCGCGGACAACUACCAAAACGGCCAAUCCGAGCAAUGGAUCGGCGAAUGGAUGCAGAAACGCAACAACCGCGAAGAAAUGGUCAUUGCAACCAAAUUCACGUCCCCACUCACCCCGCAAAACAAAGACGGCAUCUGGAUCAACCACGCCGGCAACUCGCGCAAAAACCUGAAAAUCGCCGUCGAGCGGUCGUUGAAGAACCUCGAAACCGACUACAUCGAUCUCCUGUACGUCCAUUGGUGGGACUACACGACCUCCGUCGAGGAAGUCAUGCAAUCCCUCAACCAACUCGUCCUGAGCGGAAAGGUGCUCUACCUCGGCGUGUCCGACACCCCCGCCUGGAUCGUGUCCGCCGCCAAUACGUACGCCAAAGCACACAACCUGGCCCCGUUUGUGGUCUACCAAGGCAAAUGGAACGUCGAAGAACGCGACCUCGAGCGCGACAUCAUUCCCAUGGUCAAGCACUUCGGCAUGGCCAUCGCGCCGUGGUCCGUGCUUGGGGCCGGGCGGUACAAGAAGGACGAAGCCCCCGCGCGGGAGGGCACACCUUUCUUCAAGAAACAUGAUACCCACGACGCAAUGGUCUCCGCGCUCGACAGCAUCGCAGCCGAACUCAACGCGACGCGUAUGCAGGUGUGCAUCGCGUACGUGAUCAAGAAGUACCCGCUGACGUUCCCGAUUCUUGGGGGCAGGAAGGCGGAGUAUCUGAAGGAUAAUAUUGCGGCGUUGGAGUUGGUGGAGAAGUUGACGCAAGCGCAUGUGGAGACGUUGGAAAAGACGGGCCCGAUUGAUUUGGGGUUCCCGCAUAACUUUGUUGGGAAUGGGAAGUAUGAGGAUAACUUCUUGCUUGGGAUGAGCGGGAAGCUGGAGCAGGUCAGGAUCUGAGUUGCAUAUACCCCCAGGUGCAUUGCGUAACAUAGGAGCAUAGUGUACAUAUAGUGUACAUCUUUCUGUCGGCCUUGCAUACAUAGCCUAGCACACGCAUGCAUGGUAUGCCUGGUACUUU